GAUUAUGAUCCUCUUGUGGAUUUGGGAAACAAGGGCAAACAAUUUAAUAUUGAGUUUUUUGUUAUCCCUAUCCAUGGAUUUUUCGGAUUUCCAGCCAGCUAUCUUAGGUAUGAAGAGUUUAAAAAUGUUUCUUUUAAUAUUCGAGUAUCCGAUCCCAAAGCCAAAACAUAUAAAGACAUAAAAUUGCAAGAUAAAGUUAGUGAUUAUUUUGAUAAAAAGCCUGUAAUGGGACAUAUUCAUAUUAUAGUAGAAUCCAUUAGUUAG
Messenger RNA from Cetraspora pellucida, 264 nucleotides. NCBI's taxonomy places the organism in Eukaryota, Fungi, Glomeromycota, Glomeromycetes, Diversisporales, Gigasporaceae. The record is from the annotation of a GenBank genome assembly.